AUUAUUAAUCACGAUUUUCUACAGAUGAAUCCUGCGUUACGCACAAUCCGAGCUUUCAUUCGCUCUACAAGACACGCUAGGUAUAGCACUCUACCUUCAGAAGCAGUAAUCUUCACAGAGGAUGAUCGUAUGGUCGUCUGCUGGCAUCCAGAGAAACCGUUUCCAUACGAGUAUUCCUUACCUCUGCCCGAGGAAAAACCUGACACAACCAUAUUGUGUAUUGGAGAGAAAGAUGUCACAGAUGUCUUUCGGAAGAAGAAACCAUAUCAAGUUGUAGAAGAACUAGCAAAGAUUACAUAUACUACCAAACACAGGUGGUAUCCUAGGAGCAGGGACAAGAAAGCGAAAAUUACAUCACCUGACAGAUCAUAUCUGUAGAGGAAUACGAAGUGUCUUAAUGGAGAAGCACCAUAUUUAAUUCAUUUUAUACAUAUAGUUAUGUUUUGCAAAAUAUGUAUUGAUAAAUAUACAAAGAUUAAUUAUUAACAGUUCAUGAAUUAGCCAUAAAUUACAUUGCUUAAUUUGUCCAUGUCUUCUAAGAAUUUAAGUAUCAUAAUUCCAUGUUUUUAUGUUACAAAUUAAACGAAGAUGUUUAUCUCUCGUUACAAUG
Pogonomyrmex barbatus (red harvester ant) is the source of this 610-nucleotide messenger RNA. RefSeq names its product mitochondrial ribosomal protein L42 (gene mRpL42). The record is from RefSeq and is a predicted model, not a curated record. NCBI's taxonomy places the organism in Eukaryota, Metazoa, Arthropoda, Insecta, Hymenoptera, Formicidae. Gene Ontology annotation, cellular component: mitochondrial large ribosomal subunit.